CGCAGCAUCACCAGAUGAUGAUGAGAGUGGGUCAUCAGCUGCAGACAGACAGUCAGGUGUGGUCGGUCGGUGGAGACACAUUCCAACCGGAGACUCACUUCACCGGGACUAAAACAACGUCUACCGCGGUCAUCUGCAGACAUGACCCAGCAUCAGAGCACCAAGUACACCUAGAGGAACAAACACCUUUCAAACCUGGGCUAAAGAAGCAAGAAGUGAGCCCUCCUCAUGACAUGAAACAGGCAACGGUUGACUUUUCACCCAACUACCAGAGGAACUGAAGUGACAUUAAAGCAUCAGCUUAAAGGAAUCUCAGCAGAUGUAACCACAACUGAACUGCAGUGCAAAAGGGGAACGUCUCAGUUUCUCGCUUCUUUUUUUUUUUUUUUUUUUUUUAAAGGGAUGGCGUUAAUGAGUGAGCGGUGGAGAAGUUCAGGGCAAUAACUGGCAAUAAGUGAAUUUAUGAUCAGUUGUCGAGUCACCCGUUCAUUUGGCUGUCAGAGCAACAACCAUAAAAUGCCAAAUCCCCCUCUCAUGCAGCCUUACAUGUGUGGCUUUCAGUGUUAAAAAUGUAUAGACUUCUGUGAAGACGCUCCAUUCAAUGUGGGUCUGCAUCCAAAGGAAAAGGAGGGAGUGUCCACGCUGCACUGACAGAGCUGUGAAUGUAAAAAAAAAUCAUUGAGUGUGUGUGUAAAAAUCGAUGAGUCGUCACAAGUUGGAAAUCCCCUGCUGGAGUGUCUCUGGGUGGAACUGGAACUAAGGUGGAACCACGCGGCCGCUCUCAGCCGUCAAGCAUGAAUCAUAAAUGCAGAAAUCUCCAGAAACGCUUAGUUUUCUGCCGGCUGCUGUGGAUUCACUGUGAAUCCAGAGGAGAAUGAUGUGAACGUCUGAACUGCAACUCAGGAUCAACCAAAAACUAAAAAGUGCAGAAAUUCAACUGGAAUGUCCCCGUAUUGGCACAGGAAUGCCUGUGAUUUUUGGACAAACUCUUGUGCUGCUGUGAGCUCGUAGCAUUGGGAGGUGGAAAAAACACAAACACUGGGGAGAUCAGGAAUAUCACCUCCUCCUAUGAAACUGAUUUUACUUGGAAAUACAGUGAGAGGCCUUCCAAAUGGCGGGGAAGGACUACAAUCAUCUCUUUAAACUGCUCAUCAUUGGAGACUCCAAUGUGGGGAAGAGCAGCCUUCUGCUCCGCUUUGCAGACAGCUCCUUCUCUGGCAGCUACAUCACCACCAUCGGUGUCGACUUUAAGAUCCGAACAGUAGACAUCGAUGGAGAGCGGGUUAAGCUACAGAUCUGGGACACGGCGGGGCAGGAGAGAUUCAGAACCAUCACAUCAACGUACUACAGAAACACCCACGGUGUCAUCAUUGUUUACGACGUAACAAAUCCAGAGUCGUUUGUAAAUGUUAAGAGGUGGUUAAAUGAAAUCUCCCAGAACUGUGACAACGUCUGCAAGAUCCUGGUGGGAAACAAAAAUGACGACCCUGCCAGGAAACAGGUGGAUACCCAGGAUGCUCUGCGUUUUGGGGAGUCGAUGGGUGUUCGGGUGUUCGAGACCAGUGCCAAAGAGAACAUAAACGUAGAGGAGAUGUUCAUGGCCUUCACCCACAUGGUGCUCCGGGCCAAGAAGCAGAGCCAGAACAGAGCCGAGAGGGAACGAGAGCGGGAGAAAGACACCGUCAACAUCAACGCCCAGAGAGACCGAGACCGCAGGAAGAGAGGGAAGAAAUGCUGCUGAGCCCCGAACAGACUCCAGCCACUUAGCGCUCAUCGCUUAAAACAAAAAGCAUUCAAACAAGAUUGGGAAAACGUGCCUUAGUUAGGAGAUAUGUGUUCUGUGUUUCAAACUGGAGGUGUGAAUGUUUGAAACUGUGAGGUUCACUAUUUACUACGCCGGGUUACAAACCGACAGGUCGUUCUGCUGAACUUCUGGUCGUGAAUGGAACCGAGGCGGAGGGAUUUACAGUCUGUCAGCACUGACUGCGUGUAGCAGCCUGGAGGUUUCAUGAGUUAAAGGAUCAUUCUGGGGUUUUUGAGUUUUUAGCCCAUUUACUGCGAAUCACAUUUUAAAAGCAUGCUGUAGCGUUUCAGAUUUGUGCUUCGCUGGCAGUGAUGGAGACAUCUCUGCAACCAACUUCCCAGAUUACCGUUUAACAUGUUUGUUGAUAUUCAUGCUCCCCAGAGCAGUGACCCAUAACCUUUUCAUUAGUGCACAAAUACAAGAAGUCUAUCGGACAGGUUGCCAUGAGAUCUAGAGCACAUUCACAUAAACGUUUGAUUUGAUUGAGUUCAUGAUCUUUUAGCCCGACUACCUGUAAGGUUCCAAGAAUGACUUCAUUAUUUUGUCCUGUUCAUUACAGGACUGCAAAUAACAACUCUUUUCAUAAUCUAUUAAUCUGCUGAUUUAUUUUCUUGAUUUAUCUAUAAAACACCAGGAAAUGGUGAAAAGUACCCGUCACAAUUCCAAAAGUGAUGCUACCAGAUGUUUUGUUCGUUAGCUUUGAAAGAGCCCUUUAUAACUACAUAGGAAGCGGGUCCUCUUCACAGAGUCCGCCAUGUUGCACCACCAUGUUUCUACAGUAGCCCAGAACGGACAAACCAAACUCUGUUAACGUUUCCUGCUUGGGCCGGAGGUGAUAACGUUGCUUGCUGCCGCCGUCGCCGCCGCUCUCUCUCUCUCUCUCUCUCUCUUGCUUCACCACUUACUUCCUACGUACACACACUCCAAAUGACCUACAACUGGCUCUAGAGAGGGACAUUCACGUUUAUUUGGGCAGAUGCCAUGAAAUUUAGUGAGCCUAUUCUUCCCCAGAGGAUGAACCUCAUGACCUUUCCUUUAGUGCUAUCCUCGAGACAAACGUCUGUAUUGUAUUUGUGUAGGGUGGGAUGAACACCGCAGCAUUUCGUCCCGGCAGCCAACAGUUUCACCUUUAAAACAUGACACCUGGCUUGAGACAAUCCAUCACACAACAUGAUGCAAAAGUGAAAAGACCGCACUUCAUUUCCACAAAGAAGAAACAACUGGAAGUCAUAGCAGACAUGAUGUAAACUAAAUUAACUUUCAGUCUCUGCAAGAUGAUUUUAAUAUUGUAGUGGUACAAAUAGAAAACGACUCAUUCCUGAAGGUUUAUAAAAUCCAUUAAAUUAAAAACACAACAAUCUGCGUUGUGGUGUUGAGAUAUAAAGUGCAUGUGAUUGUGGUGAAUGAGCUCAAACAUAAAAAAAAACCUCUAGUACGGUCCUUUAACUUUGCACUAGUGAACCACUGUUAUGUGCCGAUGUUUAAGUUGUUUUGUUUUGUCUUAAUACAGUAAACAUAUUUCACCACUGAAAGGGAACUGGUUGCAGUUGUUCCUAAAUUGUAACCUUGACACACUAACAGGUGUGAAGAGUGAUGUCCCAUGUCUGUCUGAAAGCCUUAUUUCAAUUCAGAUGAGGCCAGUAACCCGAGACUACAGUAUGUGUGUAACCUCAACACAGUACAAACCCAACAUGUUCAUAUCAUUAGUAUGUUGUUGUUGUUUUUUUUAAUAUAAAUAUCUGUUGCCUAGCAAAUGUGUCCAAAUCCAAAUAAAGCAAUAAAUCCAGA
Messenger RNA from Sebastes umbrosus (honeycomb rockfish), 3592 nucleotides. Its product is annotated as ras-related protein Rab-35. The record is from RefSeq and is a predicted model, not a curated record. Gene Ontology annotation, cellular component: plasma membrane; endosome membrane. The transcript is spliced from 7 exons. NCBI's taxonomy places the organism in Eukaryota, Metazoa, Chordata, Actinopteri, Perciformes, Sebastidae. Bases 1112 to 1741 code for a protein of 209 amino acids. Gene Ontology annotation, molecular function: GTP binding; GTPase activity. Gene Ontology annotation, biological process: endocytic recycling.